Molecule: messenger RNA, 1425 nt
Organism: Aspergillus versicolor CBS 583.65
Lineage: Eukaryota; Fungi; Ascomycota; Eurotiomycetes; Eurotiales; Aspergillaceae
Exons: 6
Coding region: 1-1425 (474 amino acids)
Biological process (GO): transmembrane transport
Cellular component (GO): membrane
Molecular function (GO): transmembrane transporter activity
Source: RefSeq, a predicted model, not a curated record
AUGCACAUUGACGACGUCGACGCCAGCAAGCCACAACCUGAAGGACUCGAUCUCAAGACAGAACGACGAGUUAUCUGGAAAUGCGAUCUGCACGUUGUCCCAGUAUUGAUGGUCCUGUAUCUCCUCGCCUUCCUGGACCGAAUAAACAUCGGCAAUGCUCGCCUGCAAGGUCUCGAAGAAGACCUCGGCAUGCAGGGGAAUGACUACAACAUCGCACUAUUUAUCUUCUUCAUCCCGUAUAUUCUGUGUGAGAUCCCGUGUAAUCUCAUCAUGAAGAGGCUUGCGCCGUCGACAUGGUUGAGCUCGAUUAUGGGGCUGUGGGGGAUUACAACGAUCUGCCAGGGGUUCGUCCAGAACAACGGCGGCUUGAUGACUUGUCGGUUCUUUAUUGACAUGUUCGAGGCUGGGUUCUUGCCGGGAUGCGUCUAUCUUAUUUCAAUGUACUACAAGCGAUAUGAGCUGCAGUGGCGGCUUACACUGUUCUUCGCGGCGGCCAUACUCGCAGGAGCAGUUAGCGGGCUUUUGGCCUAUGGAAUGGCAUACAUGGACGGCGUCCGGGGAUACUCGUCCUGGCGCUGGAUCUUCAUACUAGAGGGUCUCGCCACGACAGUCAUUGCUAUUAUAGCCAAGUUCUUCAUCGUCGACUGGCCAGAUAAAGCGCGGUUUCUGAACGACUCAGAACGUGCUAUCCUGCAUUCCCGAUUGCAGAAUGAUCAAGGUGGGCAUCGGAUGGAUCGACUAAAUAAGGCUGCUGUUAGACGGAUUUUGAUGGACGGCAAGAUAUACCUGGGGACAAUCAUGUACCUGGGCGUCUUGAAUACCGGAUACGCAGCGUCGUUCGUUACCCCGACUAUACUUAACGAGAUGGGGUGGACGUCCCUGCAGGCACAGGUGAUGAGUGUACCUGUCUACGUCGUGGCAGCAGCCCUGACCCUCUGCACGUCCCUCCUAAGUGACCGAUGCAAGCACCGCUUUGGCUUCGCGAUGGCCGGCUGUAUGAUAUCAACAGUGGGAUAUAUUAUCCUCCUCGCGCAGGACUUUGUCACAACGGGUGUCAAGUACUUCGCCCUCUAUGCUGUUGUUGGUGGCGGCUACAUCGCCCAGCCCAUUUUCAUCGGCUGGCUAAGCAAUAAUAUGAGUGGACACUAUAAGCAGGCAAUAGCCUCAGCGGUGCAGAUUGGGUUCGGGAACUGUGGUGGCUUUGUCGCGACUGGAAUUACUGAGGCGCCGUACUACCGCUCUGGCUAUGGGACGUGUCUUGCGUUGAUCUGGGUGUGUGUGAUUGCUGCGACUGUGCUGCUUUUCAUGCUUGUACGGGAGAAUCGGAACCGUGGGCAGGGGAAGCGCGAUUACUUGCUGAGCCUUGAUGAGCAGGAGGUGGGCAAUCUGGGGGAUUCGCAUCCGCAUUUUCGCUUUACGUACUAG